CUUGGUUCAAUCUAAAUACUGUAUUCCAUGUAUUUGCAGGUAUUGUAGUAGAAAAAAAGCUAUUCGUUAGAAAAACAUUGAACAAAGUACACGUUCGUCUUUCUAGAGUAUCUAGACCCUCAAAUAAGACCGUUUGGACUCCGAAACAUAAGGAAACACGGAUCAAGUCUGAACUUCAUUGAAAACAUGGCAGAACAACUUCCGGCUGAAAACAUUUCUGCAUCGGACAGCUUACCGGAUGGCUUCCCGAAUGUCUGCCUCAUAGGAAAACUCAAACCUUACCUGAGCGAAUGGUCGAUCUGUGCCCGCGUCAUCCAGAAAUCAGGAAGGCGUUCGUAUAUGAAUAAAAGUAAAAAUUACUUCUCCAUGGUACUUCUUGAUGAAUCGGGGGAAAUCCAAGCCGUUGCCUUCGAUGAAGAGUGUGCUCAAUUUUAUGAUAAAAUCGAGGUCAACAAAGCCUACUACUUCUGCUCAGCAUGGGUGAAAAAAGCCAGUGAUUUUAAUUCCUGCAAGCAUGAUUACGAAGUGCGCUUCACAGACAAAACGAAGGUUGAACUCUGCACUAUGGACGAAGCCAUUCCCUUUUUGCAGUUUGAAUUCGUCCCCCUCGGCGAGCUGGAGAGAGAACACUCAAAGUUUGAGAAGUGCACUCAUGUCGACGUGAUUGGUGUGUGUGAUUGGCAUGACGUGACCACUGCGCAUCCUAACGGAGAACCAAUAAUUGGUACAAAAGGGCGUUCCGCAGGCAGGUCUCUGCGUAUGGGAAAAUUCUACCUUCAAGACGGCACCGGUAACAUAUUUUUGACGCUGUGGCAAGAACAAACGGAUUAUUUCGACGUAAAGAGCAACCCCGUGAUAGCGAUAAAAAGGGCUAAAAUUGAUAAGCGUUAUGGCGGACUCACUCUCGAUCAAAGCUCCAGGCUUCAGAUCGACCCCGACAUCGAGGAAGCGCAUCAACUGAAAGCUUGGUGGAAGCAGACUGGCGAAAGAAAUAGGGCAACAUGGAGCAGCGUCCCCCCCCUUUUUUAGACUGAAAUUUUGAUGAAGUUUUAAUUGCUACGAGUAUCCGGGACUCGUCGAGGUAACUCCAUUAAGGAACUUGAAAUUCUGCUUUCAAUCACUUCAUUGAACCGCCCGUUCUUCAAAGAUUUCUAUACAUCAGCAUAUGAAUUGUCAGAUUCGGCUUCCUCAUACAACUGGCCCGAUCAACGCCAGUUGCAAGUUCAAAUCAAUUUGAAUAAAUAUCAGCUGACUC
Messenger RNA from Hyalella azteca, 1255 nucleotides. RefSeq names its product replication protein A 70 kDa DNA-binding subunit. NCBI's taxonomy places the organism in Eukaryota, Metazoa, Arthropoda, Malacostraca, Amphipoda, Hyalellidae. The coding region runs from base 187 to 1029 and encodes 280 amino acids. The record is from RefSeq and is a predicted model, not a curated record. The transcript is spliced from 10 exons. Gene Ontology annotation, molecular function: nucleic acid binding.